This is a messenger RNA of Theileria orientalis strain Shintoku, 990 nucleotides long. RefSeq lists its product as uncharacterized. The transcript is spliced from 5 exons. The record is from RefSeq and is a predicted model, not a curated record. Lineage: Eukaryota; Apicomplexa; Aconoidasida; Piroplasmida; Theileriidae. Gene Ontology annotation, molecular function: enzyme activator activity; mRNA binding. Gene Ontology annotation, biological process: deadenylation-dependent decapping of nuclear-transcribed mRNA; deadenylation-independent decapping of nuclear-transcribed mRNA; positive regulation of catalytic activity. The coding region runs from base 1 to 990 and encodes 329 amino acids. Gene Ontology annotation, cellular component: P-body.
AUGCUUCAGAAUAAUACAGAUAUCGCACCAAACGAUGCGGAUAUUACAUGUUCGUCCAUAGACGAGGUAAAGCAGUUGAGAGGAAGACUGAGCCUAAAACUGUUGAAUACACUGGAUCCGUUCAUAGAAAACAUAAUAAACCAAACGCCGUUCGUAACAGGAUACUAUAUGUCGCCGGACAACAAAUGGUCACGAAUGGGAAUAGAAGGGUUCUUGUACGUAGUUAAAAGGUCGAGAAGACCACUACACAGCUUCAUCCUGAUCAAUAAAAAGUCGGAAAACCACCUCGUGGAGUAUAUCACUCCAGAAUUCCAAAUGAACCAAAACGGAAACUUUAUAUUCUACAGAAGCAAGGACGUGAAAAGACAGAACACAAUGAAUUCACUGCAAGGAUUGUGGUUCUUCGACGAGGCAGAGUGCAAGAACACGUACGAGAAGCUGAAGGAAAUAACAAACAACGCAUCGCCACUGCAAUACAAUUUCAACGCACUAAACACACUGUACGAUAACUCGGAAGAUGCGCCCUUGGUAAUAGGAAAACAAGACAAAGAGCAAACAAAAGAGUCAAAAGAUAAAAAGAUAAAGUCAAUCGGGUCAUUUCUACUGGAUUCAAUAAGCCUCAAGUCGAAAACAAAGAAAAACGAAGAGGGAACAGGACCGACGAAGCAACUGGAAAAGUUUAAAAUGGACGAGGACCCGGGCCCAGGAAGGAACAUGGGAGGAAAACACCUGAUGACGCUUCUUAAAUCAGCAGGGAAAGGAGAACCACAAAACUCAUCAGAAGAGUCGGACUCAGAGACAAUAAAAAUGAUCAACAUGAACCUAAAAGUAAUAGACUCGCCAGUGCUAUCUCAAUCGUCCACGCAGGAGCAGACUCUGACAAUAUCGUACGAAACACUCAAGUCAGCGAUCGCCGAAGUGGUAAGCAGAGAUGAAAUAGUAUCACAGGUGUGGGAAGAGUUGAAAAAACGUUCAAACGGAAUCCCAUAA